Ahaetulla prasina is the source of this 4507-nucleotide messenger RNA. RefSeq names its product GA binding protein transcription factor subunit beta 1 (gene GABPB1). Gene Ontology annotation, biological process: positive regulation of transcription by RNA polymerase II. NCBI's taxonomy places the organism in Eukaryota, Metazoa, Chordata, Lepidosauria, Squamata, Colubridae. Gene Ontology annotation, molecular function: protein binding; transcription cis-regulatory region binding. The record is from RefSeq and is a predicted model, not a curated record. Gene Ontology annotation, cellular component: nucleus. The coding region runs from base 141 to 1292 and encodes 383 amino acids. The transcript is spliced from 9 exons.
GCCGCCCGUGUCCCUCCGCCGCGCGCGAGCGGGGGACUUUUUCGCGGGGCUUUUUGGGCGCCCUAUGAGAAGCGGCGGCGGGCUCCGGGCGGCCCUGCUCGUCGUUCGGUCGGGCGGCGGCCGGGCGCGCGGGUGACACGAUGUCCUUGGUAGAUUUGGGAAAGAAGCUUUUAGAAGCUGCUCGAGCCGGCCAAGAUGAUGAAGUUCGCAUUUUGAUGGCCAAUGGAGCGCCUUUUACUACAGAUUGGCUGGGAACUUCUCCACUUCAUCUAGCAGCACAGUAUGGCCACUAUUCAACUACGGAAGUAUUACUACGAGCAGGAGUAAGUCGAGAUGCGAGGACCAAAGUGGAUCGGACGCCACUACACAUGGCAGCUUCAGAAGGCCACGCAAGCAUUGUAGAAGUUUUGCUGAAGCAUGGUGCAGAUGUAAAUGCAAAGGACAUGCUGAAAAUGACUGCUCUGCACUGGGCCACCGAGCACAAUCAUCAGGAAGUAGUGGAACUCUUAAUAAAGUAUGGGGCAGAUGUCCAUACCCAAAGUAAAUUUUGCAAGACUGCGCUAGACAUUGCCAUAGACAAUGGAUAUGAAGACUUGGCAGAAAUUCUACAGAUCGCCAUGCAGAACCAAAUCAACACGAAUCCAGAGAGCCCCGACACAGUGACGAUUCAUGCAGCAACGCCACAGUUCAUCAUUGGACCUGGUGGUGUUGUGAAUCUAACAGAUGAGAGUGGAAUGUCUGCUGUCCAGUUUGGCAAUUCCUCAACUUCAGUUCUGGCAACUCUGGCUGCCUUAGCAGAAGCCUCAGCUCCGCUGUCCAACUCCUCAGAAACGCCAGUUGUGGCUACAGAAGAAGUGGUGACCGCUGAAUCUGUGGAUGGUGCAAUUCAACAAGUCGUUAGUUCUGGAGGUCAGCAGGUUAUCACCAUAGUAACAGACGGGAUACAGCUUGGAAACCUCCAUUCCAUUCCCACCAGCGGAAUGGGUCAACCCAUUAUAGUGACCAUGCCAGAUGGGCAGCAAGUACUUACAGUACCAGCCACAGACAUUGCAGAGGAAACAGUAAUCAGCGAAGAGCCUCCAAUGAAGAGACCAUGUAUUGAGAUCAUUGAAAAUCGGGUGGAAUCGGCAGAAAUAGAAGAAAGAGAAACAUUACAAAAACAGCUGGACGAGGCUAACCGGGAAGCCCAGAAGUAUCGCCAGCAACUUUUGAAGAAGGAACAAGAAGCAGAAGCUUGUAGGCAGAAGUUGGAGGCGAUGACCCGCCUCCAGACUAGCAAAGAAGCUGUUUGAAUGGAUGAAGUGAGCCUUCUAUCAUAUACAGGAUAAGAAAACCGCAGUACAAUCUGGUUCUGCAAUAACGCAUAUUGUAGGUGCAGAACAGAGAUUUUUUUUUUGUCAAAGAAGAUGCUACUGGACUUAAGCCAUGAGCUCUGGUGAUUUUCUUGUAUCAUAAAAAAAAAAAAACCAACCUCAGAAUUUAGACAUUUUUGUGCAAAAUAUUUAAAAAAAAAUACUGUAAAUAGUUUUUUUUUUUACAGUUCCAAAAUUAGUUGUUUAAUCUUUUUGGAAGGGAUCCACAAACCUGCAAUGCCAAUGUUUUUGUGACUUUUUUUAAAUUUUAUUUUAUUUUACUAUGAAUCUUCUGAGAUGCAGAACAGUUUUAAGGAGGAUAACUGUUGAUUGAAACUGUGCUGUGUUAAAUGAAUUAUGUGACAGAACCGAGCUUGAAAGCUAUGAAUUCGAUCUCUGGCUAAAAAUUCAUUUCCUGAUUAUUGUUAUCCUUUGUACAGCUUUAAGGAGUUGGCCAAGGCCUCCGAACAAUGCCCCCCUUUUUUUAGGGAAGAAAAAAGUGUAAUUUUUUAUAUUUAAUUCCUGAUAUAUUCAAGUAGAUUGACAUGUAUAUGAAGCUGAUAUUUUUAAAAAUUUUCAGUUUGUACAUACGCUGCAUGUUUUUUUUUAUGAUUUCUAUAUACAUCUUCCAUAAGUAUUUUUCAGGAAAGAGGAUGGAAAAUUAUGAUUAAAAAAAAAUAUUUAACCUCUAGGCCAGGAGCGGGCAACUAUGGCAACUUUACAACCCGUGGACUUCAACUCCCAGAAUUCCUGAGCCAGGCUCAGGAAUUCUGGGAGUUGAAGUCCACGGGUCGUAAAGUUGCUAUAAUUGCCCAGUCCUGCUCUUUGUCUUGGGGGUAGGGGGUAGAUGAAGAAGCCGGUGAAUAACUGUGGGUCGAUUGUUUUUCUUUUAUAUCGGGAGCCCCAUUUCUUAGAGGGAUGUAACCUGGGAGAAGAAAAGGAAAACAAAAACCAGUAUUUAUGUAAUAUAUUAACUAUAUGAAAAUAUUACCCUUAGCGCAGCCAAUCAUAUUUUCAGGGGUGUCCAGCCAAGCUGGGCUGGGAAAAUUCUGCAGAUGGGAGAACAAAUUUCAAGUCUUUUCCCCCGCCCCCAAACUCUUAAGCUUAACCUCUUCCCCUGCUAUGCUGCCACCUGCUGGACAGGAUGUUAACAUUCACAUCACGGCACCCCUCUGUCCCCAUCUCUCCCCCACUGCCCACACCCCAAAUGCAAAUGCCGUAAGGAUAAUAGGCUGAUAUCUGGAAUUGGACUCCAGGCUGUCCUUCAAGAAAUCUGUUGGUAAAUGGCACACAAGUGUGUCCAUCUCUCACAAUGCCUUUAAUCUGACUCGCCAACGGACAGCAGGUACUGAUGACCAGACCUCCUAAAACAGUUCACAAUACCUGCCCCACAAAGAUUUUAUCACCUGCUAGAAAUUGUCCAAAAAAAAAAAAGGAGGGGUUAGUGGAAGGAGUUAAUUUAAAGACAGAGGUCUGAAAAUGGCAUCCCACCACCACUUCUCCAACGGGGCAUCCCUCAAGCGUUGAAGGUCAUGAGAUUGGAGAGAGGAAAUUGAGCAACCAAUGACUCCUCACACUCCUCCUUUUUCAUGAGUAUGGCUGUUGUAUACUGAUAGCCUAAAACGUAAGACAAUUCGGCACUGGGGUCAUUUCUGUCCCACAGUGUUCCCACUUUGGUUGCAAAACGAACAGGGGUAACAGAAAAGCCUGAAGUCCUUGCAUGCGUUUUAUCUAGGAGCCACCUAAAGUGAGGCCCACCUUCUCUUGCGUUCCUGCUCUGCCACCAACUUCCCUGUGACUUUUGCUCUCCUUUCUUCCAACGACGCUUACAGAGGAAAUGCUCCUUGUUUCACAUUUGUGCCCAUCGUCCCAAUCUAACAGUGCAACUAAUGCAUGCAGGCGCAUGUAAUUUUCACCCGUUUUUUUAUUUGCACAACAAAAUUUUAAGGUUGUGUCCUAAAUCAUGACUGACCUCUAGGGGCAGCUUUGUAUGGGCGGUUCGGUUGUUGCCUUCUGUUAUUCGGGAGAGCUGUGAUUAUGUUUUAAUUUGCGUGGUCUUCAGGGGGAAGACAAUUCUUAGCAUUUCCAGCGAAUGGUGUUUUAAAUUUCUCCGUUUUUACCUGCCUUCUCUCUCUCUCUCUCUCUCUCUGUCUCCUCCCAUGCCAUCCAGGUUUAUUGGUAUUCAGCGCCCACAUUUUGCUAACCAAGUACAAUCGGCGGUUAUUGAUGUAGAUUGAUGUAGAGUUCUGCCAUGAUUGAACUAUAUAAAAUUGUGAAGGAGUGAUUUAGGUCUGCAAGGUAUUGUAGAUAAUAUACCAGGGUAUAGGAGGGCAACCCUAAGUACUAUUACACAUGAAAAAUUCACUGUUAAAAGAAAUAAGGAUGUUUUAGACCCUAAACUUUAAUAUAUCCUCAAGAAAUUGGUAAGUAAGCACUUAGUUCCCUUACUGGACUUCAGCCCAGAACAAACGUUAUGGGACCUAUUAAAGCAGGGGUCUCCAAACUUGGCAACUUUAAGACUUGUGGACUUCAACUCCCAGAAUUCCUUAGCCAGCUUUGAAUUCUGGGAGUUGAAGUCCACAAGUCUUAAAGUUGCCGAGUUUGGAGACCCCUGUACUAAAGAUUUCACAGAUGAGUCCUGCUGUUCCGAUGGAAAGGAAUGAAAAGUAGAUAUAAUUGUAGAUGGGAUUUGAAUACAGGGAGAAAAGAGAUGGAUCUCCCUCCCCUUAACCUUGUCUUGUGUGAGCUUUCCACUUGCACUCAGGCAAACAUAAGGGAAUAUUUAUAAAAAAUGUAUUUCCUUGUCCGUCACAGUUGAUGUAAUUGAGUCUAUCUUGCCUGCUGCAAAUGUUGACCUGUAGAGAGCUAAGAACAUUUAGAUAUUGGUUGGCUUCUGGAUAAUUCACAGACCAUACUGCCUUAAAGAUUACCAAGUGCUACAAACGCUUUACCCUUUGUUCAGACUACUGUGCAGCUCCUUUUAUUUCCACGUAUACCUUGUAUUUUGAUUUGUGCUUUGCUGUGUUUUAUCUUUCAGUGCUUUUAUGAAACGUAUAACUUUAUAAAUCAUCUAGAUUACCUAUACAGAAGAAUUGCCCUUAAAACUUGUCUUUGGCCUACCUUUUCUAUUUACAAUUAAAUAUCUUUUCCACAGA